Symbiodinium natans is the source of this 1134-nucleotide messenger RNA. The record is from the annotation of a GenBank genome assembly. Lineage: Eukaryota; Dinophyceae; Suessiales; Symbiodiniaceae.
AUGUACAGGAAGAUCCUGGAAGAGGUGGGCAUUAUGAUGACGCGGGCGAUGGUGAAGCAGGAGAUUGCCAAUCGCCAGGCGGAGCUGGAGGGGAUCGUGGAAGAGCUUCGGUGGAUGCCAAACUUGCUGAACGGACAGCCGAAUGACCACACCUUGCUCAUGUUCUACAUCACGGUACAACAUGACAUCGCCAUGGUGUCGUACAAGAUUCGCAACAGAGAGUUCGGCACAGCUGAGCAGGGCUCCCUGAGGGACGAAUGGAUAUUGGCCAUGCGGCCCCUGGCCGAGAUUCUCAUGCUGCUGCAAAGCUACCUGAUCCGAGAAAUUGGCCGCAAUCCGCUCGUGAACAACCGAGAGGCCGCGGAGGCCCGGGUGGAAGAGCUGCUCUACAAAGGCACAAACAGUUGGGCAACCUGGAGUUCUGACAACCUGCCGAAGAUUCACGAGUUUUACCUGCGCACGCUGGACUGGAGAAUAACCAGCAAGUGGGUGCAAGGGCCUAACUCGCAGGUCUAUGACUGGUUCUCACACUCCCGCUCGUGCUCUUUGGCGUCUGGGUGGGAAAAUGCCUGCGAAGCCAAAAAAUGCGACGGCGCAUCAUCUUGUUUUGGCAAGUACGACAAAAGUCAAUGCGACCCAAAACUAUGCGGUGAGGACGAGAUGAAGGACUACGUCGACAAACUCUACAAGGAGAAGGUUCUGUCGUUCGACGACACCCUCGACGAGCUCAAAGAGCUAAAAGGAAUUGGGCCUACUACGACGCCUAGGCCCACUACGACGACGACUACGAGUACGUUUACGCGUACUACGACUACCACGACGCCUGCCUUGACGUUGUUCUCGAGUUUGGGCGGGGGUCGAUGUAAAGAUGGCUCGUACCCUGACCCUGACCCUGACCCUGACCAUGGCUCUGGCACAACGAAGAAGUUGUCGACAACACUCACAGCGGAGGAUUGUGCACGAUCCUGCGUCUCACAUGCUAACAACCAGUGCCGCUACUUCGCCUGGCGACCUGACAAACCUGACAAAGGGUGCCGCUUCUACGGGGCAAGUGGCUGCAACCUCGAUAAAGACAAGAAAAAAUAUGUCACCUACAAGAGAGAGGUACUGUCAGAAGAACAAGGUGACCCGUGA